UUACUAAAGUGUCUCUGGCCUUCCGCACAUUUAUUCAAGCUACUAACCUUGUGCUUGAGGAAUCGAACGCAUAUAUCGCAGGAACGAUGGCCCCUACGGAAGAGAGCUGCGUGCAACAGGAGGACCCGCACCAUCUCGACCCGCGCGGACUCGAGCUGCUACAGCUGCCCCGGUCAGUGCGCAUAACACAGAGAUACUCGGCGCCUAGUGCAAGCGAAGGUAUCAAUGCAACAUUGGAAAGUGAAGAUGGCGAGCAGAUCGAACUCGCUUCGGGCAUCUUGUCCGUUCAGCUGGUUACAAUCGACAUCGGUGAUGCGUACGGUUUAGCGGGUGCGAGCACCGAUGCAGCGGGGGAUGAUACCGACAUUUUCCUCGUCCUGUCCGUUCCUUCGUCUGACUUUUCACUCCCUUUGAUGGCAUCUCAGCGCGUCCAACAUCGCCCAAAGCACAAUGCUUAUGUAUUCGAUUCCCCCGAAGUGCCCGGCGCCAGCAUCAUUAUAUACUUGCCAGCUCCGGAGCAAGGCAGUGACGAAGUGACAACGCUCGCAACCUUCGAUGACAUCCUCUCUUCCUACUGCGUCUUCAACGCUGACACAUAUGCCACGGACGACCGCGGCAAGAUCGAGCUCAUUUCUGUGAAGGAUGGCAGUACGGUAAUUGGCACCCUGGACUUGGAGCAAGAUGGUGUGGUGCUGCAGGAGGAGGGAUUCGACCCCGCCCUUAGCUCGCCUAACAUUGAGAAGGAGCCCGUGCUGAUCGAUCUCGACUUUGAAGGCAAGGCAGAGCAAGGCGCAGGCGGAAAAGAGAUGGGCAGCGGCCCACACCGAGUGAGCAUUGUCAGGCCGAUCAGCACUGUCGACUCGGCAGCAGGCGACGACUGGCUCUUACGCGGAGCCGAUCGGAUCAGCCGCGGUAUUAUUAGCGGCUCUAACUUCAUUGGCAAGAAAAUCGUGCAAGGCGCAGACGCUAUAGCCGAGCGGCAAGUCACCAAAUUCUCCGCUCCUGGGAGCGCAAGUAAGUCCGCACAGACGAACGGCGCUGCGACGCCUGUAAAGCUGGCAUCCGGAGAAUCCGAUAGCUCCGUCGCAAGAACGAGUACUAGCGGCGCCAAGAUCCAUCCGCGCGCAAUGCAGACGGUAGCAGCGGUCCACACGCUGAGCGGCCGCGCGGUGAAGGUGUCGCACAAGACGGCAGCAUCGAUUCAGAAUGUCGCAGGGCGUUUUGGAGAUCAGAUCGGGAAGGCGACCGGUGUACAGCGCCAGCAGCCGUAUGCGCCUGCAAAGGGCCUUCGCGGCAUGCUAAACCGUUCGCUCGUAGCCGUCUCCACCGUCUGGGAUAGCGUGGAUGCGAGCGCACAGCAACUGAUCGACGACUCUUCCUCGGCAGCCACACAUGUCAUCCGAUCCAAGUAUGGCGACGACGCGGCGGUCUUUUCCGCGCACGUAGGCGGCACGACGCGCAGCGCCUUUUUGGUGUACCGCGAUAUUAGCGGUGUGAGGAGGCGCGCUCUGCUCAAGGUGGCGGGCAAGGGUAUUGUCAAAGGCCGAACGAGAGAUGGACAGGUCGUCAGGGUCCAGGUUGGGCAGGAGCCUGGUUCGCAAUCACUUGUGGGGACAUCCUCCGCGACUGUCACUGCUGAUACUAGGAAGAAGUGAUCGGCCAUUGGCAUGUAUCGUGCCCGAUUUGUCUCGGCAUAUGUAUUUGUAUAGGUGGACUUGCAACUCGUUCCGUCUCAAGUUGCUCCGCCUCGCAAAACCUUUGAAGUGCAUU
Molecule: messenger RNA, 1770 nt
Organism: Tilletiaria anomala UBC 951
Lineage: Eukaryota; Fungi; Basidiomycota; Exobasidiomycetes; Georgefischeriales; Tilletiariaceae
Exons: 2
Coding region: 87-1655 (522 amino acids)
Biological process (GO): cell division
Cellular component (GO): plasma membrane
Source: RefSeq, a predicted model, not a curated record